Messenger RNA from Aegilops tauschii subsp. strangulata, 1666 nucleotides. RefSeq lists its product as uncharacterized. The record is from RefSeq and is a predicted model, not a curated record. NCBI's taxonomy places the organism in Eukaryota, Viridiplantae, Streptophyta, Magnoliopsida, Poales, Poaceae. Gene Ontology annotation, molecular function: cysteine-type deubiquitinase activity; ubiquitin binding. Gene Ontology annotation, cellular component: nucleus. Gene Ontology annotation, biological process: protein K48-linked deubiquitination.
CCCGCCGGGACCGCGAUGGAAGAGCCAUCCGGUUCAGGAGGAGCACAACCGGGCGAGGACGGCCACGGCCAAGAACCGGCCCAUGAGCCCUCCUCCUACGCCUCCUCCAAUGGCGCCCGGAGCGCCGCUGUGCCGCCGCCUCCCCGCGCGACGCCCCUCCACCUCGAGCAGGCCGGAGGCGGCGCCGACGGGUCGGGCUCCGCCGCGGUGGGUGUCGACCGGAGGGGCAACGGGACGCCGCCGCCCAAGGUCAUUCCUUCUCCUCCGAGCUCCGCGACCGCUCGACCCCAAGCUGGUGUCCAGGCGGCCGUCGACAAGGAGAACAGGCGAUGGGCACAGCAGCUCAAUUCGCUGCGCGCGGAAGGGGCGAUGCAUAGGAAGGAACAGGAGAAACUAUCACAAGUAAAGGCUGUGGUAAAGGUGAGACCCAAGCAGGACAAACUUUUUUCGAAAAAGGGCGCCAAGCUGGACAAACUACUGCUAGUAAAGGGGAAAUCGGUCCCGAGUCGGCUUAAGAGCAAGAUUUUUCGUACAAAAGGAAGGGGAAUAUGUCCGGAACAUGUGAAGCACCAGACACUUCGCAUAUCUGAAGUCAGAAGGCACUAUAAGCUUACUUCUGACGAGGCGAACCAUCUUGAUGCUUAUUCAGAAUGUAGACCGGUGAUUGGAGAUGGGGAGUGUUUCUACAGGAGCUUCAUAUUUUCGUACCUUGAGCAAGUUAUUGAUAGGCAGGACACACAUGAGGAACACCGUCUCCUUAGAAGAGUGUCUACAGAACGUGCAAAUCUUCAAUGGAACUCUGAGUUUUCCCGAAGCAGAAGAGCAUUUAAGGAGCUGAUUGUGAACGUAAUGAAAUGGAAGAGCACGGAAUCAACUAGCAGUCGCCGUAAAGAGAAACUUCUCAAGUUCUUCAGCACAUAUGAUACGACGCAAGACAUUUUUGUUUUCCUCAGAUUACUAGUAGCUAUCCAGAUAUGCUCGCAGAGGGAGUUGUAUGAACCGAUUAUACAAGGGCCCGGAGGAAAUUACAGUCUGGAAGUUUGGUGCUUGCAGCACGUCAUUCCAGCUCGUGUGUACGCGGACCAUGUUAUGAUGGUGGCUUUGGCCAGAGCGCUUGAGGUCCCCCUCAGAGUGGAAUCACUCCAACGAGGAUAUGCUCCAGAUAUCUACACUGGUCCUGGAGUUCCCCGUCCGAGCGUGACCCUGCUGUACACGGGUGAUCACUACGACAUCAUCUACCCACGCGCUCCUUCUGCUGAGAGUUCAAGUCACCAGGCUUCCCAGAGAGAACAUCCUGGUGAUCAGAGUUCAAGUCAUCAGGCUUCCCAGAGAAAACAUCCUGGUGAUCAGAGUUCAAGUCAACGGACUUUCUAGAGAGAACAUCCUGCUGAUCAGAGUUCAAGUCAACAGAUUCCGCCGGAUUAAAGUUGAGUUGGGCUGCUGCCGUUGAAUGAGAGUGCUGCUGAGUUUAGUGGUAGAGUAGAUGCGCCGAUGAAGUUGGGGUAGGCAUAGCAUAUACACUAGUUACUUGUGCAUCCUUCUUCUGUUGGUGAACGUUCUGUGAUCACAUUCGAACUUCUUAAUUGUGUUUUCAAAAUUUGAACAUGGGCAUGAUAUUGGUUGAUUUUUUUUUUGUAUGUAAUGGAAUAUUGCUCUUGUUUGGACA